Dunckerocampus dactyliophorus (ringed pipefish) is the source of this 2943-nucleotide messenger RNA. RefSeq names its product serine protease HTRA2, mitochondrial-like. Lineage: Eukaryota; Metazoa; Chordata; Actinopteri; Syngnathiformes; Syngnathidae. The transcript has 9 exons. Gene Ontology annotation, biological process: programmed cell death; proteolysis; positive regulation of apoptotic process. The record is from RefSeq and is a predicted model, not a curated record. Gene Ontology annotation, cellular component: mitochondrion. Gene Ontology annotation, molecular function: protein binding; serine-type endopeptidase activity. Bases 557 to 1411 code for a protein of 284 amino acids.
AACAACAAAGAAGACCUAUCAUACUUCUGUGUUCAAGUUCGUUCAAGUAGAGUCGUCGUCUUCUUGUAAUUCUAAAUACAAAAGACCAUAUUGAUAUCAUUUUAUGCCACUGCGCUAUUUUGUUAUAGCUUAUAUUUUCUUGUACAAAGUGAUGCAACAUGGCAAUAACCGUAGCUGUUGUCAGUCGGUGUUUUCUCGCGAGGUUAGGGACACACGCUCGGUGUCAGAGUCGAAGAAACAUUUCCCUGAUUGACACACCAUGCAGCCAGUUGCCCAUGGUAGUGUUAUACAACCACGGGGGAACUGGCGAAAACACACGACUGGACCGAAAAGCUCCAGCGUGGGACAGGAAAGGAGGAGAACGUGACGACCACAGCCACUCCCGGUUGCUUCAGACAUUGUCAGUGGGCUUGGGACUCUGUGGUGCUGUGUUUCUGGACAGUAAAGAGGGCGGACUCGCAAAGGACAGAAUAUCACAUGGGAUGUUGUCGAAAAGUCCACUCCAGCGGUGGUCUACAUCGAAAUCGUGGGCAGACACCCAUUUUCAGGGAGGGAGAUGGCCGUGUCCAAUGGCUCCGGUUUUAUUAUCAGCAGUGAUGGACUCAUAGUGACCAAUGCUCACGUGGUGGCCAACAAAAGAGGGGUCCGUGUCAAGCUGACUAAUGGAGAAAUAUACUACGCCACCGUGCAGGAUGUUGAUCAGGUGGCGGACAUUGCUACCAUCAAAAUCUCUGCGAAGAAUCCUUUACCAACACUCGCACUCGGCCGUUCGUCUGAUAUCCGUCAAGGAGAGUUUGUCGUGGCCAUGGGAAGCCCGUUUGCUUUACGGAACACCAUCACAUCAGGCAUCAUUAGCUCAGUGCAGAGGGGCAGUAAGGAGCUGGGCCUGUCCAAACCCAACAUGGAAUACAUACAGACGGAUGCAGCCAUUGAUUUUGGGAAUUCCGGAGGGCCACUCAUCAACCUGGAUGGUGAGGUCAUCGGGAUAAACACCAUGAAGGUCACUGCAGGAAUAUCCUUUGCGAUCCCGUCCGAUCGCCUGAGAUCUUUUCUUGAUCAAGCUGCAAACAGAAAAAAAGGUUCCUGGUUUGGCCAGUCGGAGACAAAGCGACGGUACAUUGGCGUCAUGAUGCUUACACUCACACAGAGCAUCAUUGCAGAACUUAAGUUGAGGGAUCCAUCUUUCCCAGAUGUGACACAUGGAAUUUUGAUCCACAGAGUCAUCAUGGGCUCCCCAGCAAACAGAGCUGGCCUGCUGCCAGGAGAUGUUGUACUGGAAAUCAAUGGAGCAAAGGUCAACACCUCGGAGGAGAUCUACACUGCUGUACGCAGCAGCGAUAUGAUCACCAUGGUGGUACAGCGAGGACGAGAGCAGCUUCACCUGCAAAUGACUCCUGAAUACACAGAGUGAUAAAGCAGCCACACUACCACUCUUUCUCGAACGUUGACCAGACAGACUGCCAAGGGACUAAUUCACAGAUGGGAGUCUGCCUGUGAAACCUGUUAGUCAUCACAGCUGGGAUUAAAUGUUUUCAAAAAGGAAAAGUGGACUUUAAAAUUUGUCUUGUGUCAGUAUUGGAAUCAUUUUGUUUACACGAUGAAACUGCUAAAACUUUUCUGCAUUUCCAACAAAUGUUUUUGUAAAGCUAACGACACAUGAAACAGUAUUAUAAGAGCCGUUUAAUGUUGGACAGCAACAAUAAGCAAGGCAUGAUUGAGUGAUUACCUGAUCAAUUACACAGACAAUUAACCGAGCAAUGUUGGACAACUUACCAAUGUUGCAAAAUGUAGACCAUUCAGAUCCCCCUUACUUCCCUUUUAAGUAUGUCAAACACAGACCUCCUGUCAUCUCAUGAUUGAUGGAAAACAAAGGUUGUAUAAUGUGAAGCAAAGCAAACCAGGUUAUGUUUUGACAGAGCUGGAGGUGUGAAGCACAUACAUACAAGUGAAUUUCCCUGUUAUUCAUACAAUAACACACAUACAAGAAAGUAAUAAAGUGACACGUACUGGACUGCUACACAAUUAUAGACUGAUAGCUACUAAAUGACGCUAACAUUCAAACCACAGCAGGUUUAAACAAUAUGUUCAUACUACAGACAUUGUUAAGAGUACUCUACAACAUACAAGUAUGGGAGCAAAAGAUAAAACUGUUCAAAUCCCAUUACAACUAGUUUAAAAAGGCUUAAUAUAUAUUGCUGGUAAUAGUUCUCUUUUUAAGAAAAUAUAAAUUGUGCGACUGAAGCUUACAAUACACUGCUGGCAGUUGCGCCAGGUUCUCGGUGACCUGCUGGAAAAGGGUCAUCUUAAGAGGCGCUGUGUGCUCAGAGACUCCCGGGAAGAGACAUGGGGUGGGGGCAGAAAAAGAAUUAAACUGGAACUUUGUGAUGCCGGAAUACCUCCUAGUGACGCAGAUGCUGCUGUGGCACAGCGGAAUGCUAUAGACUUCACAUGAUGUGCACAACCAGCAGCCAACCAGAGGUGGACGUAUUCAGAUACAUAAAUAAGAGAAAGUUGGGGAGAGGGUUGAAGGAGGAGAAACUGCAGUGUCAAUUUCAGCAGUGGGAAGGCUAAGCAUUGACUCAGUUGACAUGGUCCAAUGCACGCAGAAGGUCCUCCCCUUGCAGCAGACACUGGCGACCCUGUAAGGGCGCGUUGACCUCGCAGUCAUAGCGAGUGAGUUGAGGCAGGGUGAAGAGGCAACUGGUGGCCUCUGAUGUGCUGCCUAGCAGGCAACUUGCCAGAUCUACCACAAGAAGAGACUAGGUGUCAUGGCAAUUGUCAGCCAAUCAAUUGGAGCAAUCAACGCCUGUGGUCAAUUCACCUGACGGUAGCAGAACUACAGUUUGGGUUGUGCCCAAUGUGGUGGACUUCAGUUUUUUCCCUUGUUCCCGGAGCACAGUUUCCUGGAAAAAGAAAGGAAAUUGUUAUUCUGGGGACAAAUUA